Molecule: messenger RNA, 2904 nt
Organism: Salarias fasciatus (jewelled blenny)
Lineage: Eukaryota; Metazoa; Chordata; Actinopteri; Blenniiformes; Blenniidae
Gene: srsf9
Product: serine and arginine rich splicing factor 9
Exons: 4
Coding region: 1493-2218 (241 amino acids)
Cellular component (GO): cytoplasm; nucleus
Molecular function (GO): mRNA binding
Source: RefSeq, a predicted model, not a curated record
ACUUGAUUGGGCGUAUUUGUGCAUAUUAGUCGACAAGCUGACUUCAUGCUCUCAACAAAGGAUUUCAAGCGCUAGCAUGCAUCGGCUUUAUCACAAUGAAACGCAGCUAGCCUCUAAGCAGCCAAGGUUAAGUUGUUUUGUUUUGAAAUACAAUCCGUGUUUUGCACAGCCUCGUAAUGAAAUGUCUUCUGUUUUAAAUUAGCUAUCAUUUGAACGUCCCCUCGUGUAGCAGACGCUGAGCGUCGGUUAACCGUACGAGCGCAGAUAAAGGUGAAAGUUCAAACACCGACCUGCGCCUGCUGCUUUUUAUUGUGUGAUCUGUUCGGGCUCAUUGGAGUUGUAAAGGUUGCGUGCCUCAUUUAAGCGAUCAUCCCUUGUCAGUUAGCGUUAGUAAUACAUAUUAGGUCGCUUUGCAAAUGGAAUCCGGACUUUGAAGGCCCUCCAAACCAUUGUGUAGUCGCGUCUGAUGGAGGUUUAGCAGCUGUGAUGCAUUUGAACCACACAUUUUUCCCAAUGCCGUCACUGCUGUUUAUCUAUUGUUUAGUAUUAAUGACAACACAAAUAACAUUGGUCCUCGGACAUAAUAAAAUGAUUGACGUUGAAAUACAAGGUGUUUCUAUGCGUUAUUGGACAGAUAUAACUGUUUACCUCCGUCAAUAUCAGUACUUGCCAUUGUCUUCUAGUGUAGACUGAUGGUCACACGACAGUUCAGUAUGAGCUGGGGAGAGCAGACCACACGAGUGGAAAGAAAGCAGUGAGAACAGCUGAUGUCAGGGAGAGACUUUUCUUUUUUUUUAGGGUAGGUCUCAAAUAUUUUCUCACCUUCAGUUCCGUGGUAAAUUUGUUAUCUGUUACUUUGUCAUAUCAGUUAAUUUUAUUUUUCUGGUCUUUAGGGAGCCAGAACUUGUUUGGGAAAAUGUUGACCAAUGUCUUGCAUGUAAAUUCAGUCUGUUUUGUUACAGAUGAAAAUUAAAAUCUGCUGUGUUUUAUUACCAAUGACUGAAAUAAUUAUAGUUUUUAUUCAUCAAGACGAGUUUAGGUUUUUUCCAGCUUCGACUCUUUUAUGUGGAUUUGCUUUUGGAUUUAUGUUGGUCUGCCUAAUUUUGCACUGUUUGAAUAGAGUAUUUCUGUAUUGUUUUUAAAUAAUCUCUUUAUAUUUUAUCCAAUUUGAUCAUAGUCACAAAUGAUGAAACAUUUAAUUUUCAGCAAUAUAAUAUAACUUUUAAUGCUGUUGAACAUUCAUUACACUGUAUUUUUAAGUUUCAGACUUGGAUCCAAGGUCUUCUGGCAGUUUUCUCAAUCAUUUACUACUCUCAUGGCUGCAUCCCAGAUUUAGAGAUUACGUUUGUCUAGAAUAAAAACAGCGGAUUUGGAUGGACUGAGUUUUGGAUUGUCACUAGGACCACCUCCAGAGCUCCGUGCAAAAAAAGGUGAUCCUAAAGUCUCCGAGUGCCCCCCCUUUUGUGUCAGCAGUGUCGCCAACUAAACCACCAUGUCUGACGGCCGGAUCUAUGUGGGGAAUCUUCCAAUGGACGUCCAGGAGCGGGACAUUGAGGAUCUCUUCUACAAAUAUGGAAAAAUCCGUGAUAUUGAAUUGAAGAACAAUAGAGGCACUAUCCCUUUUGCCUUUGUUCGAUUUGAGGAUCCACGGGAUGCAGAUGAUGCAGUCUAUGGAAGGAAUGGAUAUGAAUAUGGAGAUUCCAAGCUGCGUGUGGAAUAUCCUCGAUCCUCUGCUGCUAAACCCGGUCCAAUGGGAGGUGGCGGACCACCACAAAGAGGAAGGUUUGGCCCACCAACUCGAAGAUCUGAAUUCCGGGUCAUAGUCACUGGUUUACCGCAGUCAGGGAGCUGGCAGGAUCUGAAGGAUCACAUGCGCGAAGCAGGAGACGUUUGCUUUGCUGACGUGCAGCGAGAUGGAGAAGGGGUGGUGGAGUUCCUCCGCAGAGAGGACAUGGAGUACGCCUUACGCAGGCUGGAUCGCACCGAGUUUCGUUCACAUCAAGGCGAGACUUCCUUCAUCCGGGUGUUUGACGAGAGAGGCACUCCCAACUGGGGUCGUUCCCGUUCUCGCUCCCGAUCCAGAGGCCGCUACUCCCCUCCCUACAGAGGAUCGCCCCCGUCUCGCUACCAGUCACCCCCACGCCAUCCGAUGUCGCGCCAUAGCCCUCCCCCCAGGAGGCAUCCUCCGCCGCUCAGCCCACCGCGUCAUUACCGAUAGAGAGGCUCAUCAUCAGCGAGGAAUCAGAUUAAAUGUUUUCUAAAUCUCCUGCUUUUUUUUUUUUGUUUUUUUUGUUUUUUUGUUUUUUUGUUUUUUUGUUUUUUUGUCUUUUUUUUGGUUUGUUUUUUUUAAGCCCAGGCCUCCCCUGCGGACACUAUCUUGAAUUUUACAUUCCAUUGUCAGGAACCCCCACUUCUCCCCAGAGCCUUAAAAAAAAUUGUGCUAGUUAUCUGGAUUUGUUUUUGUUCAUCGCAUCGAGACACGUCUGAACAUUGUAGCAUGUUGGAGUUUUCUUUUAUAAAGAACCCCUGGGUUUAGGUGACAUUGAUAGGAACCAUUGCAUACAGUUGUUAUACCGUCAGCUACAGAAGAGCUUUUAAGCCGAACAUCAUAAUCCUCACUUUAUAAUACAGAAUUUUCUUUUUAGUCACAUUUCACAGCUUGUCAUUGUUUUGUUUUUUUUGUUUUGUUUUUUUUGAGCUUUGAUUAAGUAUGUAGUCUUUGCAAAACUGAAAAUCUGUGAAGCUAAUUAGUAUUGUAAAGCUGGCAAACCUUUUUAAAAUACAUGUCAACUGUGAGCCUCACCUUUUGUGUGAACAGUUUACCAAGGUGGCCUGUUGGCGAAAUGUGGUUUUUGGUUGUUGUUUUUUUUUUUUCCCCCUUUACCAAUAAACUGCAAAUCUUCA